AUUGCCUGGGGCUUGCCAUGUCCAGCGGCCAAAAUCAAAUCAAAUUAAAUUUGUGCCAAAAAAACAGGAAGAAAAAGAAGAGGAAACGCAAAAUGCGGCAUGGCUGGCGGAAAAUGUUUCGUUUGCAUGGAAAUUUCGUAGUAAGAUUUUAAAUUUUCCCGAAGGCAAGAGAGGGAAACUAAGAAAGAAGUGGAGUGAAAUGAACAAGUUGCUUGACAGCCGCUUGCUGUUGCGGACUCAUAAAUCAAAAAGUUGCACAUUAAAGACGCCUUUGGUUCAAUUAAAUAGAAAUUGAAUUAAAUUACAAAGCUGCCUGCCCUUGAAAACGUGCAAAACAUCGAUGCAGAACCAGGAUUAUGAACGAAAUAAGCGGCCAAAAUGAUUCAAAGUGUUAACCGGUUUGUCGAGCAACAAGCCCUAAAAAUAAUACUUUAAAACGUUGAAAACGCUUUUAUGACACAAAGGUUACGAAGACAAAGAAGUCCAGGAAAAGCGCCCGCAGACAUGUCAUCAAACAGAAUCCGGCCGGAGUUGGUACUCCUGCAGCUGCUGCUACUGGCGGCCACAUUAAUCCCUUUGCUGCAGGCCGGGAUAGUUACAGCUCCGUACUCCGAAUCGGAUUCGGAUUUGGAUUCGAAUCCGGACACCACCGCCACCACCAUCGCCACCAUCGCCACCAUCACCACCGACAACUACAACCCGCAUGCGGAGGAGCUGCAACUGGAAUCGGAGACGGAGGCCACUGCUGCUCAAGUGGAUGGCCAACGCAUCGACUGCAAAUUGACUUUCGAUGCGGCGACAAUGGACUCGUUAGGCUGCCACAAUGAGGGGGCGUUGCCGGAGAGGGGGGCGUUACCAGGCAGUGGUAAUAAGCCGGUGGAGGAGAUGCCUGAGGCAAAUCCAGACUGGCGGCGCCACUUGAAGUCACCGGACAGCCAGCCCAUCUAUGAAUUACAAUUGGUUGUUUGGCCCAGUGACAUCGAGGACGGUGAUGACUUCAGUCCACCGCUGUCCACUACAACAACAACAGAAGCAACAACAACGACAGCUAGGACCACUAGAGCCACCAGUAGCACCACUAGCAUCACCCCCAAGCCCACCCAAAUUGGGACACCUAUUGAGCAAAUAUGGCCAUUGUACGAGGAUCAAUUGGUUGUAUUUCCGCAAAUGGACUUUGAAGAGGAGAAUCUUGAUUAUUUCUUCGACGAAGUGCCACCAUCCACAUCGUCGACCACCGGUCGCCCGUUGACCACCAGUCAUCCCACCGGCACGCCCACUCCCACGCCCAUUUAUGUUGUGCAAAACUAUCACGUUAUACACCCCAAUGGCACCGAGGAGUACAAAUUGGUGAUGAGCAACGGCCUGGUGAACUACAAGAAGCUGUACUCCAAGAAAGUGGGUGACCGGUUGAUCAACGUUCAGGAGGGCUACAAUUCAGUGCCCAUUCCAGGACCUAAAAACCAAAUCCAGACACAGUACUAUAUUGCCGACGAGCGGGGCUACAAUGUCUAUAGAAUCGAGCUCCACUAUCACCAGCCAGGGUUGUUGCCCAAACAUUUGCAUUACAAAGCCACAAAAGCGACCAAUAUGUGAAUGAGGAUGGGCAGGAUUUCCAGUUGGCGGCACAGUGGUGCUAACCACUAAGUAAACAUAUAUAUAUUUUUUUUGCAUUUUUUUUUUAUAACUUAUUUUAGCUGAAGAGUUUCCAAUAAAUUGUAAAGAAAACUUGUAUUUUUAUUUAGUGUUUGCAUGUGAAAUUAAACAAGAUUUUUUAAAUAGUUUAAACUGGCAUAUAUACGCAGAUAUAUUUGUAUCUUUUGCUUGUGAGUUAAGUUUUUAAUUUCAGCUGUGCUUGCAUAUAGUUAUAAAAUGUAUAAGUAUUUGUUUAUUAUAAUUUUUCGACCCAAGGUUCACUUUGUUGGGUGCAAAAAAAUGGCGAAAUAAAAUGUAGAGCCCAC
This is a messenger RNA of Drosophila melanogaster (fruit fly), 1958 nucleotides long. RefSeq lists its product as uncharacterized. The transcript is spliced from 4 exons. The coding region runs from base 505 to 1593 and encodes 362 amino acids. The record is from RefSeq and is marked reviewed. Lineage: Eukaryota; Metazoa; Arthropoda; Insecta; Diptera; Drosophilidae.